Megalobrama amblycephala (Wuchang bream) is the source of this 2367-nucleotide messenger RNA. It is a transcript of the gene mpped2, whose product is annotated as metallophosphoesterase domain containing 2b. The record is from RefSeq and is a predicted model, not a curated record. Gene Ontology annotation, molecular function: hydrolase activity. The transcript has 7 exons. Lineage: Eukaryota; Metazoa; Chordata; Actinopteri; Cypriniformes; Xenocyprididae. Bases 434 to 1318 code for a protein of 294 amino acids.
AUCGCGUGCGCUUCCGGUGAAAGGUGCUGCCCAAUGGCUGUCCGUCUUUUUACCCCUCGACUCCACUGCUAUGCUCUCUGACCCCAGUGGCAGCGCGCUCUCAUUGCAGUCGUCUCUCUCGGGCUCCCCCUCUUCCCUCAUCGAAGCUGUUCUCUCUCGUCUGUCUCCCUCCUUCCUCGUCUGUCGCAUUUCAGUGAGAGUGCUGCUAGUGAGGAGAGACCCUGGGGGUCGAAGGUUCUGCCCUGGCCGCCGCGACCUCAACCCCUCACGGCUUCCGAAAUAUCCGAUGACCGUCGUCUUUGACACAUCAGCGGACAACCCCCGAGCGGUUUUGGGCCAGAAGAGAAGAUCCAAGCCUUGGGACUAAAGGAUGCUUGCUCACCGGAUCUGCGCUGCACCACUGUGACCUGCUCAUGCCCCAACCACAGGUGCCAUGGCUCGCAGAAUAUCCUCCCAGGGGAAGGUCACCAUCUCCGUGGAUGAGUACAGCUCCAACCCGACACAGGCCUUCACCCACUACAACAUCAACCAGAGCCGCUUCCAGCCCCCUCACGUCCACAUGGUAGAGCCACUUCCCUACGAUGCGCCAAAGCCUGUGGGUCAUACGCGUUUCGUCUGCGUCUCAGACACGCACUCGAGGACAGAUGGAAUCCAGAUGCCUUUUGGUGAUGUGUUGCUUCACACGGGUGACUUUACUGAGCUCGGCCUGCCGUCUGAAGUGAAGAAGUUUAAUGACUGGUUAGGCAGCCUUCCCUAUGAAUACAAAGUUGUCAUCGCUGGAAAUCACGAACUUACCUUCGAUAAAGACUUUAUGGCAGAACUCAUAAAGCAGGAUUACUACCGUUUCCCCUCAGUGUCCAAGCUGAGGCCGGAGGAUUUUGAUGACGUUCAGUCCCUUCUUACAAACUGUGUGUACUUACAGGACUCUGAAGUCACCAUUAAAGGAUUCAGAAUAUAUGGGGCUCCAUGGACCCCAUGGUUUAAUGGAUGGGGCUUUAACUUACCUCGUGGCCAGUCUCUCCUCGAUAAGUGGAACCAGAUCCCUGAAGACGUAGAUAUUCUUAUGACACAUGGGCCUCCUCUGGGGUUCAGAGAUUGGGUCCCCAAAGAACUUCAGAGAGUCGGCUGUGUGGAACUACUCAACACUGUACAAAAGAGGGUCCGACCCAAACUCCACGCAUAUGGGGGAAUCCAUGAAGGGUAUGGCAUAAUGACAGAUGGCUACACAACAUUUAUCAACUCCUCCACAUGUACAGUCAGCUUCCAGCCCACCAAUCCACCAAUCAUAUUUGAUCUCCCCAACCCAGGAAAUUCCUGAGACUCAUUAAAGCCCCACCCCCUUUUUUCUACAUAACUCUUCCUUACUUAAAAUGAAUGGUCUUUUUGUACUGCUUGUAUUUAAAAAUGCAUGGAAAUGAAAUAUUUUUUAAAGUCGGAUUGAAGCCGACACCAUUUGAAUGACUAUUGUAGGCGAAGAAGAACUUGUGAAUUCAUAUUUGUAAUUUGUUUGCAUCAGUUGCCUUCUGUUUUUCCUUUUUUAUUGGUCAGGAUCUUAAAAAGUGCAUUAUAAAGGUACUCCUAAAAGUGUCAGCAAUACUUGACCAUGUCUGAUUUAAUAUUAAUUGUGCUUUGUAAAAUUAUUAUAAAGUUAUUUAAAUUCAUGAACUUCUUGUAUGGUGUAUUCAAUUUUGGAUUAAAUGAGUAAGUUCAUAUUUCACUCAAGUCAAAGGUUCCCAGUGGGUCUGAUGUUUAUUGCUGCAAUCAGACUUUGCUCUUUUCUAAUCAAGAAGACACAUCUUUAUCUACCAGGUCAUUAAACACCAUCAGCCGAGCAUUUUGUACUCUCAUAAAGAGUGGCACAGUAUGUGUCAAAAGAUGAAAGGUUUUUAAAUGGGGUGUUGUGAAUUUAAUUUUGCAUUAUCGCUGUGGUGCUUUGUCCUAUAAUUACAGUUUAGAACAGACCUAAUGUGCACAUUUUCGAGAUCAUAAAGAUCUGAUUGUGCACAUUAAAAAUGGAUGAGAAUUUGCAAUUUGACUGCCUCAGGAGAUAUACAAAGGUAAAUUUCUGUAAAGAUUCAAACACAAUUGUUUAUCGUAAAGAUUUGCAAAACCAUUGUAUUCCAUUUGUUUCGAAACUGGAAAUGACAUUACAACAUUAAGCCAUUUCAUUUCUCCUCAUCUCCAUUUUUAGUUGUAAUAAUGUGCGUUGUAUAUUUCACUGUGGAUCUGCAAUCUUGUGAGCACAAAAAAGAUGGUUUUAUGUCAUUUCUGAUGUUGUAAAUGCUUUCUUUAUAUGUUUUGUGACUUUUUUUAUUCAUUGUGACAUUUAGCCAAGUUUAUAUACAAAUAAAACAAGAUUUUUUCUGA